AUGGAUAUAUUUUCCAUCGCAAGCAAUGUUUCGUAUUAUCAGAUUCUGAAUUUCUUACGCCCACAGGAAUGCUUGAGACUGAAAAUCAUCGAACGUUUACUGAAAGAGGGAUCGAGUGCCGAGGAGCCCAUAAAUAUACCAUUAUCGGAUUAUUCAAGUGAUGAAGGCAGCAGUUCUAGUUCUGAUAAUGAAGGUAAAGCUUCUGCUAAGGAAUUUUCGGAUUUAGAGGGUCCUUGUUGUCAUCCAUUAAGAGCGCCACCAUGUUCACCAGAGUUAGAUGUGGAAAUACGUAAAUUCCGUUACAGUCGUAUGCGUAAAAUUAUGCAAGAAUUGGAUCGUAUAUAUUUCCAACCAUUAUUUCAUAAAAAAUUUCGUUUUCUAUUAAAAGCAAAACGUUCAACCAUCAAGAAACGUAAAAGAAAACUUAACAAGAUAGCAAUGGACUUGAGUUCCACUACAAUGGAGUCUCAAACUUUAAGGGAAAAACAAAAUUCUAGUAUAAUCAAUCAAAUCACAUUACAAUAUGUUAGAAAUUUUGGAAAGUGUGAAAGUUCUACUUCUAUUCAAACUUUGAGACCUCAGGAACAAGAUAUAGGCAACAAAUCAAAACAUUUUAACAAAAAACGAUUAAAGGCUGUUGGUCCAGAUCUGGAGAAAAAGAGACUUGUAAAAGUAUCAAGAAAAUUACGUUUGUGGCUGAAGAAACGUAAAAUUUUUAUAGUGCGAAGAAAAUUGCCUCACCGCUUAAAGUUCCGUUUAAAAUCAUUACAUCGCCGGAAAAAAGACGAGCGUCUACUCCUAGAUAUGCCAACCACCGAUCCCGGAUCAGAUUUAUUAUUCUCCACCGAUGACGAGUACAUCGAUGCUAAUGGCGUUGUCACUUGCUAUGGCACAAUGCCACCACGCAUUAGACGCAAUCUAUUAAAAAGUGAAUUACAAAGACGUUAUAUAGAAGAAAUUGGUGAUGGUCUUAGGAAUAUGCCGCCCGAACUGAUAAUAACAUCGCCCUCGAAUAAGCCGAAACAAAAAAAUCAUUCUGUGCGAAUACUGUACAAACCAACAGCUGCCGAAAAAUAUGAAAGAAAAUUACAAACAACAAAUGAACUGCCGUUUAUAGGACAUCCAGCGAAAAGAACAAGUUCAUGGCAUAAUUUAAACACGGCCGGACACUCGCCAACAUUGACGCCCUACAAACCAAGUGCUACGAAAAAUAAAGCCCAUAGUCCCUUUUAUCGACCUUUGUCAAAAAAGGAACCCUUAACAAAAGAAGAUUUGGAUAUUAAAUUGUCUUUGAAAAAGAAAAUUUGGACUGGUAUUCAACCGGAUGAUAUUUCGCUGGGCAUUGAUCGCACACGACCUUUAUCAUGGGUGGCGCCACAAUCUCUGAAAAGUAAAAAGAUGAGCAGUGAUCAACAUUUAAAUUGUGGCUUGAAUUUAGCAAAACUUUCAAGCAGCAAUAACACAAAAAGAUGGGAAAAUGAAGCAUUUUUAACAGCCUGUACCCAAAAGUUAAUGGAGUGGCAAAUAAUGAAUUCAAAUCCCGAUGCAUCUCCAUGUAGUCAAAAAACCAAAGUGCCUCUAAAACUAGUAGUACCAGAUAUAAAUGAAGAUCGUACAAUGUGUUUAUUUAAGCAUUUGGCCAAUAUAAAAAAACCCUGUACACCAAAUUCUUCCACAAAACCAGACAAUGAAGCCACCAGUACUAAAAUAAAAACUAAAAGAACUACCAUCUCCAAAGUUGUCGAAACUAGUAAAAUUUUAACCAAAAUCAGCAAAUCUAAACCACGCAACAACUUAGCCAUAACUCAUCGAGCUGGGGCCAAGCAAACCGGCACACAACAUAGAACACAUGGACGUAGUAAUAAAUUCAAAACUGGUGGCUUAGUAGUGACAGCAGUGCAGACAGGAGUUAGCAGUAAUGGCGCGGCAGGCGCCAAAAAGAAUAAGAAAUUAAAAUCAUUACAAAAUAAACUUGCAAAUACCAGCAAUUCUAAUGCAAACAAUGUGGGUUGUGUCGAAGCCCGCAGACCCUCGACUCAUAACAAUAAUAGUAGUAAUGGUGGCCUUAUUAUGGCUGCAACGGCCACCACAAUAGUACGCAAAGUUAAAACAAAAUUAAAAAAGAAAAAACUAUCCACAAAUGUUAAACCAGAAACUGCAAUUAGUUUAAAUGCAAUUUAUAAUAAUAAUUCUGAUGGAUCUACCAAAUCACAAUAA
Molecule: messenger RNA, 2217 nt
Organism: Calliphora vicina (urban bluebottle blowfly)
Lineage: Eukaryota; Metazoa; Arthropoda; Insecta; Diptera; Calliphoridae
Exons: 8
Coding region: 1-2217 (738 amino acids)
Source: RefSeq, a predicted model, not a curated record